UUUUUUCGUUCCUCGCAACCCUUGGCCUGGGCACCGCUUUAUUUUGACCAUUCUCCUCUUUCUUCUUCUUCUACUAUAUGAGUAUAGCGACUCAAAAUAAUACACUCAAACUCAGCAGUCAGCACACACAAAAUAGAAAUUGAAAACGAACGAUGAUAUUUUCAAGGGGUUUAUCUCAGAUUUCGAGAAACCGCUUCAGUAGAUGCCGAUGGUUAAUUUCAUCACGUCCCAUCCAACAAUUACAUCAAUCCAAUCACAUCCACGAUUCUCAAAAGGUUUUGGGUUGCAGAGUAAUUCAUUCAUGGGUUUCUAAUACUCUUAGAGGUAUUGGGCAACAAAUUCACCAGCAAAGCACUGCUGUAGCAGAGGAGCAAGUGGACCCAUUUUCCCUUGUUGCAGAUGAAUUAUCCCUUCUGACAAACAGGCUGAGAUCAAUGGUAGUUGCUGAGGUUCCAAAGCUGGCUUCAGCUGCUGAGUAUUUCUUCAAAAUGGGAGUAGAAGGAAAGAGGUUUCGACCCACAGUUUUGCUGUUGAUGGCAACUGCAUUGAAUGUACAGAUUCCUAAAUCUGCUCCCCAGGUAGAUGUUGAUUCUUUGUCUGGGGAUUUGCGUACAAGGCAGCAGUGUAUAGCUGAGAUCACUGAGAUGAUCCAUGUUGCCAGCCUACUUCACGAUGAUGUACUGGAUGAUGCUGACACAAGACGUGGGAUAGGUUCUUUAAACUUUGUAAUGGGAAAUAAGCAGCUAGCUGUACUAGCCGGAGACUUUCUGCUUUCCCGAGCAUGUGUGGCACUUGCCUCCUUGAAGAACACAGAGGUUGUAUCUCUUCUGGCAACUGUUGUGGAACAUCUUGUUACUGGAGAGACAAUGCAAAUGACGACUUCUUCUGAUGAACGUUGUAGCAUGGAGUAUUAUAUGCAGAAAACAUAUUACAAGACUGCAUCAUUGAUUUCAAAUAGCUGCAAAGCGAUCGCACUACUUGCCGGGCAUACUGCUGAAGUCUCCGUGUUGGCUUUUGACUACGGAAAAAAUCUGGGAUUGGCAUUUCAAUUAAUCGAUGAUGUUCUUGAUUUCACGGGCACAUCUGCAACCCUUGGCAAGGGUUCAUUGUCUGAUAUUCGUCAUGGAAUUGUAACUGCCCCAAUAUUGUAUGCCAUGGAGGAAUUUCCUCAACUGCGUACGCUGGUGGACCGAGGUUUUGAUGAUCCUGUCAAUGUGGAGAUCGCUCUGGACUACCUUGGGAAGAGCAGAGGGAUACAGAGAACAAGAGAACUUGCCAGAAAGCAUGCUAACCUUGCGUCAGCGGCAAUAGACUCUCUUCCAGAGAGCGAUGACGAGGAAGUUCAGAGAUCAAGACGUGCACUUGUAGAACUUACUCACAGAGUCAUCACAAGAACAAAAUAGGGGGAAUAAAGGGAAUCUAUCAGGUGCAGCCACACAUUCAAUUAGUGUACGAUUUUUUUUUCCUUGACUCAACACGAAAUCCGGUAUUUCUUGGGACAACAUACCCUCACUUCACAUUAUGAUUUUGUUAUAGAUAGAUAAUUUAUGAUUCUCCUCAUCCAAUAAUUAUUUAGUAAGACCAUUGUUUUGCCUGUUCUGUACUGGAUACAACUCUGUAGAGUAAAUGUGAUACACAUUGAUGUUGUACAAUCCAGUUGAAACUUAGUGGAUGUACCCUUUGAUACAUAAGGUUGAAAAGGCUAAUGGCUAUUGACUAA
Solanum dulcamara is the source of this 1720-nucleotide messenger RNA. RefSeq names its product solanesyl diphosphate synthase 3, chloroplastic/mitochondrial. Gene Ontology annotation, biological process: ubiquinone biosynthetic process; isoprenoid biosynthetic process. The record is from RefSeq and is a predicted model, not a curated record. The transcript has 12 exons. Gene Ontology annotation, molecular function: prenyltransferase activity. Bases 153 to 1403 code for a protein of 416 amino acids. Gene Ontology annotation, cellular component: transferase complex. Lineage: Eukaryota; Viridiplantae; Streptophyta; Magnoliopsida; Solanales; Solanaceae.